AGUCAAGAGCUGGUGUUGCCAUCCAAAUCCCAGGGAACAGGCACAGAAUCAUCAUGUAGAGUUUCAAAGCUGAAGAAUGAGAAUGCAGUGACUGCAGUUGUUUAGGAUCAACCUCAAGCAGAUAGUAAGACUCUGCGAAACAUUGGGAAUAGCAUCAUUCUCUGGAGCUUGACGACAAUGGGAAUGUCAUCCAGACUGGAUUUGUUGUGGUGGAUUUGCUUCUGGCGCAGCGGUUUAGUAACACUUGUCUGAUUGCAUUGCAGUGUGAGAAGAUCAUAGGGAUGCUGUGAAGCCAAAGCAUUUAUUUCCAGCCGCUGUCGUUGUAACAUCCGCACCUCAGGAAACAUGUAUGCCUUCUAUUCUCUGCUGGUGUACAUCUUCUACACCGUUUUCAAAAAGGAGGAUGAGGCAGCACUCGAGGGGGCGUUCGGAGAAUCCCCGGAGGAGCCUGGCCAUGUUUCCAUGGAAACAGAGAGCAAGGGGAAGGGUAGCCACACCCCCAGGUUGGGCAAAAGAGGGUGUGCAAGUCUGAGUGAUUCGAGCAGCAGUAGUGAUAGCGAUGGGACGUCCCUCAGUGAUGAAGAUGAUGAAUUUGACGAAGGUCAUGGAUUACCUGCCAAAACACCAUUAACAGCUUUCCUGUCUUUCAAGCAAGAGGCAGAAAGGAGAAGAGCCACUAAUUCUCCAGCAGAACCAAAUGAAAAGGUGACAGAGUCUCCAUUGCUGUCUGUGAUGUCACACCUCCUGAGUUUCCUGGAGCAAUAUUCCCACCUGCAACAGCUGCAGCAGCAGGCGGAUCAGUACCGUCUGCAGCUGCGCAGACACCGCGUCCAGCACUGGCGGAAAAUGAAGGCCCUGCGUGCCUCCUACCGCCAGCGCCUCAAAGACAAGAACAGUGUGAUUAACAGCCUGGAGGAGGUGAUUGCUCAGCAGCAGAGCCCAUCAUAUGAAAAUGAGGGUGACUGCAUGCUUCCUGCAGCGUCUCCGGUUGGGCUGCAUAAGUUGGUUCAGUCUCUCUGCAGGCUGCAAGUAGAGAAGAGUCAGCUGAGAGGAGAGCUGCGAUUGCUUCAUUCCAAGCUUGAGCAGAGAGAUCGAGAUCGCCAUACUAACGUACAGGCUUUCCAACAGCAGAUUGAGGAGCUGAAGAGCUGUAUUGAAGAAAGAGAAGAGGAGCUGUCCAAACUCAGAGUUGCAUCGGGUGUAACAGACUCAGAAAAACGAGUGCUUUGCUUAUCAGCAGAGAACGAUAGUUUGAAACACAGCCUCACAGUGACACAGGGUCUUCUGCAGCAGCUGUCAGUCAUCCCAUCCCAGUCCAGCUCCGUGCUCAUCAAGGAAAACGAGAACCUGCGCAGUCGCGUUCUGCAGCUGGAGAGUUCACUGCAGCAGCGGGCAGAGCAGCUGUCACGUCUGGAGCACCAGAGGGAGCAAAGCGACUGGAGAAAAGCAGAAGAGCUCAGGAGACGAGAGGAGAGCGUGAGAGAGCUGCGGCUCGAAUUGGACAAAGAACGCAACAAGGAGCCUGUGGUUAAAUAUGUUACCCAAACUGUGGAGGUAGAGUCACCUUCAACUCUACGCCAACUAUCCGAAGCCAGACAACAGAAUGAACAGCUUUCUGAGAAGCUAAGCAAUCAGAGAGAACGAUGCCGACAGUUGGAGGAGAACAUCAGGCAUUCAGAUGAAGUCAGCUGCAAUUUGCAACACAAGAUUGCUGCAUAUGAGAGGGAGAUUGGGACAUUAAGGGAGGAGCUGCUGAAGGAGAUUGGACAUCUUGAGGAAAAGAAAGAAGCGGCUGUAAAAGCGGCAGCUAACUGCUCUCAGGAGCAUCUCCAGAGCCUGCAGGAUCAGUUCACAACCCUCCAGAAGCGUCUGAGUGCUCUGCCUCCCACAUUACGCACCAUGAAGACUGAUUAUGCCAGCCUUCGCAGCCAGGUCCGCAACUUUUCUGACUUCUAUGGAACAGCUAUCAAAGAAGCCAAGAAACAGAUUAUGGCAGCUAUAAAUGAGAUGUCAGAGGCCAACAAAGACCUUUUGGAAAAAUACAGAAAGGAGGUAGCUCUCCGCAGGAAGUACCACGAGCAGCUGGUUGAGCUUAAAGGUAAUAUCCGUGUGCUGUGCCGUGUAAAGCCAGUACUGAAGGAAGAUCAACAUGAAGAAGGCCAAGCAGUAGUUGUGACAACAGACCCCAAUAAUGAAUCUGCACUCACAGUUUUAAGCAAAGGAAAGGCUAAAAACUUUGAGCUGGAUAAAGUCUUCCACCCUCAGGCCACUCAAGAAGAGGUGUUCCAGGAAAUUGAGCCACUCAUCACAUCCUGUAUAGAUGGAUAUCACGUUUGCAUCUUUGCUUAUGGCCAGACAGGAUCUGGCAAGACCUAUUCUAUGGAGGGAACCGUUGAGAACCCCGGCAUCAACCAGCGAGCCCUGAAACACCUGUUCAAUGAGAUUGAGGAAAGAAAAGACAUGUGGACAUACACCGUCAGUGUCAGCUCGGUGGAAAUUUACAACGAGGUCCUGAGAGAUCUGCUCAGUAAGGAUGGAGAGAAACUUGACAUCAAGAUCAACCCUGAUGGGACGGGUCAGCUUCAUGUGCCAGGACUCAGGGUCAUGGAGGUCAAAAGCUUCCAGCAUAUCAAGAAAGUGAGUUCAUAUGUCAAGAUAAUGCUGACUAUACAAAGACCACUCUCUCCAAUGAUCUGUUGUUACUUUUUGCAGAUUUUGGCCAUAGCUCGAAAGAACAGGAUUACAUUUGGAACACAGAUGAACCAGCAUAGCUCUCGAUCUCAUGCCUUGCUCACUGUGACUGUGCUGGGCACAGACCUCGCCAGUGGAGCCAAAACCACUGGCAAGCUGAAUCUCGUGGAUUUGGCUGGUUCUGAGAGGGUGUGGAAGUCUGGGGCAGAGGGGGAGAGACUGAAGGAAGCCCAGAAUAUCAACCGCUCACUGCUGGCUCUAGGAGAUGUGAUCCAGGCCUUGAAGGCCCACCAGACUCACAUACCCUUCAGGAACUCACGACUCACCUACCUGCUGCAGGACUCACUGGGAAAAGGCAACAAAACCGCCAUGGUUGUUCAGGUUUCUUCUCUUGAGAGCAAUGUUGGAGAGACCCUGUGCUCGCUAAAAUUCGCCCAGCGAGUGUGUAAGGUGGAGCUAGGCCCUGCUGCAAGAAAAAUUGAGACGGGGGGACAUAACGAAAGCAAAAAUUAAUGCAUACCAUCAACCCUCACAAGUAAACACCAGAAAUGGCAUCAACUCAAGCCUUGCACUUUUCCAAUCCUACUCAAGGGCUACAGUUCUGGUAACAUCUGUGAUGCCACAUAAGUUCCAGUUUCUUCCUGCUACUUAGCAAUGGCUUUUCUCCACCAGCUGAUCUGCAUGUCAAAGUCUCACCAACACCACCAAUAUCUAGACAAGCUCUCUGUCACCAUAAGUUCAAAAUAUCACAGAAAAUUCUCCACAGGGAAGACUGGUGAGGAUAUUUCAGUAAAUCUUGCAAAAAAACACUUUGUGGAGUCACUACACAAGAGGCCACAGUAUCGUAAUUGUGUAAUGCUUAAAGGUUCUACUGAU
This is a messenger RNA of Sinocyclocheilus rhinocerous, 3567 nucleotides long. RefSeq names its product kinesin-like protein KIFC3. Gene Ontology annotation, biological process: microtubule-based movement. NCBI's taxonomy places the organism in Eukaryota, Metazoa, Chordata, Actinopteri, Cypriniformes, Cyprinidae. Gene Ontology annotation, molecular function: microtubule binding; microtubule motor activity; ATP binding. The transcript has 18 exons. Bases 346 to 3204 code for a protein of 952 amino acids. The record is from RefSeq and is a predicted model, not a curated record. Gene Ontology annotation, cellular component: microtubule cytoskeleton.